Aureococcus anophagefferens is the source of this 1604-nucleotide messenger RNA. RefSeq lists its product as hypothetical. The record is from RefSeq and is a predicted model, not a curated record. Gene Ontology annotation, biological process: proteolysis. The transcript has a single exon. The coding region runs from base 1 to 1590 and encodes 529 amino acids. Gene Ontology annotation, molecular function: metalloaminopeptidase activity; manganese ion binding. Gene Ontology annotation, cellular component: cytoplasm. Lineage: Eukaryota; Pelagophyceae; Pelagomonadales; Pelagomonadaceae.
AUGCUCAUGCUUUUAGCUUUGUUGCCGGCCGCUCGCGCCCUGCGCGCUCCCGCGAGCGCGCGUGCACACCCCACCCUGCGCCGCGCGUCGUCCGUGGACCUGAGCUUCGAGGCCGCGGCGGCGCCGGCGUCGACGACGGUCUACGCCGGCCUCAAGGACGCCGUCGCGCAGCAGGCGCCGGCGGGCGUGGACGCGGCGCUCUGGGCCGCGCUCGUCGACAGCGUGAAGCCCGGCGACGACGGCGCGGCGGCGUCGACGGCCUACGCGCGCGACGGCGCGCUGCGCCGCGUCGUCGCCGCCGUGCUUCCCGACCACUGCUCGCGCCACAACUCGCCCCUGCGGCCCCACGCGCUCGCGAGCCUCGUCGGCGCGAACGCGGGCACGGAGGACGCGGCCGUCGUCUGCCGCCUCGCGGACGGCGCGGCCGCGGCGCCGGCCGCGGCCGCCGUCGCGCGCGCGUUCCCGCUCUACGACGCCAAGAAGGGCAAGGACGACGGCGCGCCGCGCACGGUCCGCGUCGCCUUCGAGGACGCCGGCGGCGCGCCGGUGGCCGACGAGCGGACGCUGCGGGCCGCGGCCGUCGCCGCGGACGCCGUGCGCCUCGCGCAGCGCAUCGUCGACGCGCCCCCGAACGAGAUGACGACGACGCGCCUCGUCGCCGAGGCGCGCGACGUCGCGGCGCGCCUCCGGGCCGCGGGCGUCGCCGUCGACGAGGAGGUCCUGGCCGGCGCCGCGCUGAGGGACGCGGGCUACGGCGGCAUCUACAACGUCGGCAAGUGCGCGGUGGAGCCGCCGGCGCUCGUCGUGCUGUCGGCGAAGUUCCCGGCGAACGCGGGCGGCCCGUCCGCGGCCCUCGUCGGCAAGGGCGUCGUCUUCGACACGGGCGGCCUCUCCUUGAAAAUCUCCGGCGGCAUGGUCGGCAUGAAGAGCGACUGCGGCGGCGCGGCCGCGGUCCUCGGCGGCUUCGAGGCCGCGUGCGCGCUCGGCGGCGGCGCCUACGAGGAAAUUCAUUGUCUUCUCUGCGUCGCGGAGAACGCGAUCGGCCCUGACGCGAUGCGCUGCGACGACAUCGUCACCUUCUUCAGUGGCCUCACCUGCGAGAUCAACAACACGGACGCCGAGGGCCGCCUCUGCCUCGCCGACGGCGUCGCGCGCGCGUCGACGCCCGGCGGCCUCGGGUCCAGGGACGUCGACGUCCUCAUCGACAUGGCGACGCUCACGGGCGCGCAGAUGGUGUCGACGGGCCAGCGCCACGCGGCCGUCUUCUCCGACGACGAGGCCCUCGAGGCGCGCGCCGUCGCCGCGGGCAAGCGCUCCGGCGACCUCUGCCACCCGCUGCCCUUCGCGCCCGAGAUCUACCGGGCGGAAUUCAAGUCCAAGGUCGCGGACAUGAAGAACUCCGUCAAGGACCGCAUGAACGCCCAGGCCUCCUGCGCGGCGAACUUCAUCUACGAGAACGUCCACGCCGACUUCCAGGGGAGCUGGCUCCACGUGGACCUCGCGGGGCCCUCGACGGCGGCCGAGCGCGGCACGGGCUUCGGCGUCGCCCUCGCGCUCGCGCUCCUCGACGUCGACGGGUUCGAGGCGUAAGGGGGACCGCGGUG